This is a messenger RNA of Rubroshorea leprosula, 1611 nucleotides long. The record is from the annotation of a GenBank genome assembly. NCBI's taxonomy places the organism in Eukaryota, Viridiplantae, Streptophyta, Magnoliopsida, Malvales, Dipterocarpaceae.
UGCAACAAUUCGUUCUCGCUCCUCUCUGGUUGGGCUCUUCAAACCGUUAAACCCAUCGCCAUUGACUCCUUUGUCCCCUUCCUCCUGCGUUUUCAUCGAAAUCCCAGAAAUCCCACCUCAAAACUCUCAAGAAUCACUCACCCAUCUCGAAGAAAUGCUCGAAUUCAAGACCAUCGAGAAGAAAAUGUGGAUGUUUUUUCACUGAUCUCUUCCCCUUUAAACCUACCCAAGAAUUGUCCUUUUGCGUAAUGGAAGCUAGCACCAUACGAGCAGCAGCAUUGAUCAUCAGCAGAAACAACAAAAUCGUCAAACAACCCAACUUCCCUCUUCAAAAGCUUUCCUUUUGGUUUGCCCCCGCCACUCGUCCUCCUGGUCUCGUUGGCUCUUAACCACAACUCUUUGAUAAUCUUAGUCUCGAUGGUUGCUUACUUUAAGAAUUCGUCAUCUGGGCAUGGUUUUUCGGGUCCUUUUGAUCCGUUUCCGUAUGAUUUUGGUGCAUUUGAUAGAGGUUGCAGAAGCAGGCCGGGCUCACAGUCUCUGGUUUUGGAUAGCGAGAAGGGGGAGCUCGUAAAGAUGCCAGUGAGUGUGGGGAAAAAGAAUGUCUCCGACGAGAAAAUUAUUGCGGCUUUGAAGAGUCACAGCGAGGCAGAGAGGAGGAGGAGGGAGAGGAUCAAUGCUCAUCUUGAUACACUUCGCGGUCUUGUGCCUUGCAGAGAAAAGGAAUGACCUGCAUCGUAAUAAGAAGUUUACACAAAGAAAAGAGGAGGACAGUGUAUAUGUUUAUGUUGUCCAGUAUUAACCGUGUUUGAUGAGGUAAGUAAAUUGUAGAAAGGAAAUGAGAUUGAUCAUCCAAGGAAGCUUCCUGCCUUUAAUCAUCUGACGGAGGCUUCCUGCCUUUAAUCAUCUGAAGGAAGCUUCCUGCCAUCUUAUUUAAUUAUCCUUUGGUCAAAACAACAUAUACAAUUAUGGAGGUUGACAACUCUUUCAUGCAAGUUCAACUAUUUUAUUUUGCUGAACUACAUGUUAUUUAACAAGACAAGUUUUAAUCAUAAUAUUAUAUAAAAUUUUUGCUAUCAAAGACUAUGCUCGGUAGGAAACCACAUAUACGUUAGUCGUUAGAAUAGUGGGACCAUUUGCUAUUUGUUGGGCCAUGGAUACCCAAGGAGGUCUAUGUCUUUAGUAUUUUAAUUAAUUAUUAGAUGUAUAUUGCUUAGCUGAUCAAAAUCAUAUUUUAUCAUGGUUGGGAUACAUAAGCAAGGAAAAGACAUCUGGAAAAAUUAAGAUCGUUCCUUGUCCUUCUGUUUUAUUUUCCUUGUCUGCAUUUGUCAAAGUUUGUUUAUCAUUAACCAAGUCAAAGGAUUCACUCAAGUUUUUCUUGAAAAAUCUUGUGCUAUUAUCAUGUCAUUACUAGCCUGAUCUGAUUCCUGCCCUAUUCAUUAGUUGAUUUAUGUUGAGUCAACAUGGCAAGCUGUCAGAUAGUAAAUUCUUAUCCUCAGUGAGGCUAUAAGUUAUCUUUGCAAGCGCUAUUGGUUUAAGAAGGCAUCUUUUUUCUUGUGGAAUUAUGAAGUUUCUACCUGUUAUAUGCAGGCGAUUCUAGCAGCCAUUUACCUU